Yamadazyma tenuis ATCC 10573 is the source of this 1560-nucleotide messenger RNA. RefSeq names its product mitochondrial 2-methylisocitrate lyase. Gene Ontology annotation, biological process: carboxylic acid metabolic process. Lineage: Eukaryota; Fungi; Ascomycota; Pichiomycetes; Serinales; Debaryomycetaceae. Gene Ontology annotation, molecular function: isocitrate lyase activity. The record is from RefSeq and is a predicted model, not a curated record.
AUGGGAGAAUUAGAAGAUACUUACCAAAAAGACAUCAAAGAAAUCAAGGAAUGGUGGGCAAUGGACCACAAAAAGCACUUGACAAGACCUUACACUGCUGAAGAAGUUGCUCAGUUUAGAAACAGUGUUAAGACCGAUUACCUUUCGUCCAUCCAAGCUAGAAAACUUUGGAAAACUUUGAAUUCUUACCGUGCUGCCAAAGAACCUCUCAUGACAGUUGGAUGCGUUGAGCCAUUGCUUGCCUCCCAAAUGUCCAGAGCCGGUUUAGAGUGUGUUUAUGUGUCUGGGGGUGUUAGUGGACUCACUCAAGUCGAGGAGCCAGGUGUGGAUCAUGCAGACUACCCUUGGGACACUGUUCCAAGGGUUGUCAACAGAAUUGUAAAGUCUCAGAUGUGGAGAGACCGUACUCAAAGACAACACCUUCUCUCUUUGUCCGAGGAAGAAAGAAAAACAUAUCCUCAGUUUGACUUCUUACUUCCCAUCAUUGCAGAUGGAGACAUGGGGUUCGGAGGUGUUACCACCAUUGCCAAGUGCACUAAAGUAUUUGUUGAAGCUGGGGUGGCCAUGUUCCACUUAGACGAUUUGGCCAUUGGUUUGAAGAAGUUCACCCAGGGUAUUGGUAGAACUAUUAUUCCAACCAGUGAAUACUUGAAGCGUCUUACCGCAGCCAGAUUUCAAAUCGAUGUGAUGGGUGCUGACACUUUGUUGAUGUCUCGUAUUGACUCGUACCAGUGCGGUUUCAUUACCUCUGUAUUUGAUGCUAGGGAUCACAAAUACGUUAUGGGUUCCACAAACCCAGACAUCGCUCCAUUGAUAAAGGUGUUGGCUGAUGCAAGACAAGCUGGAGAAAGUAUCGGGGCUGCGAAAUUAAAGUGGUUCAAAGAUGCUGCAGUCAUGACUUUUGACGAAGCUGCAGAGAAAGACUUGUCUGCAGAUGAGUUUGCUGCUUACAGCAAAUUAAUUGACGGUGAUAAGUUUGCUAGUUUAACCAAGAGAAGAAAAUAUGCCAAGGAAGCAGCUCCAGAGAAGACUAUUUUCUUCGACUGGGAUGAUGGUAGAAACUCCUAUGGUCACUAUUUGUUCAAGCAGUGCAUUGAGUCUGUUAUUGACAGAGCCAUCGCUGCUUUGCCAUUGACUGACACAACCUGGGGUCGUGUUGAUGCUCCUAUCCCUGCUGAUGUGGAAAAGUUCCAUGUGGAAUUGAGUAAGGUCUCUCCAGGCCGGGUAUUUGGAUUUGGAUACGUUGGGGCUUACAACUUCGCUAAAGCAGGAUAUACCGAAGAGCAGGUCAAGAACUUCCAUAAUGAUCUUGCUGAAAUGGGUGCUAUUUGGCAAGUGCAACCAAUUUUUGCUAUUCAAGGUAUUAACAUGUUCAAUAACGAGUUCCUUAAUAUGUGGAAGAAAGAAGGUAUUUUUGGGUAUGCUAGAGACAUUACCAAGAAGGCAGAGGACCCUGCUCCUUUCAAACCUGGCGCCUUCGCUUCUUGGGGUGGAGGCUAUCUUGCUGAUGGUUUUAUUGACAUCACCGAUGCAAACGACCACCAAAUUCCACUUGAGUAG